CGCACGUCUCGUCUCUAAAUUCUUCGUCAUCUUAGAACUAUCAAUAAAUAUUAGAAUUUAAUUUUAAACUUUCAUCUGUGUUUACUAAUAAAUGUUUUGAUAUUCCACAUAAUAAAAAAAUGUAUGAAUUAAGUGGUUAACUGUAAUUCGUAAAUUGUGUUGCGUUCAAAAACUGUGCAAUGGGGACGAUUUGGGAUAAACCGUUAGGAUUGAGCUACGGGAAAAUGACUUUGAAAGACAGAACCUGGGAUGGAUUCAAUCGAUAGCGACACGUGUGUGUUAACCUUCCCCAAUGGCUGAGGUCCCGAUUGCAGUGUUUCUGUUGGGAAACAGCACAAAUAUAACAUCAUCUUUACCAAGUCACUCAGCAACAGGCAGGGAGUCCACCGAAGGAGGGGGGACCCAGAACCUGUGGGGCCCCAAGCGGGACCCACUGUGGGUAGUGGUGCCUGUGACAGUAUAUUACGUCAUCAUCUUCAUCAGUGGCGUAGUCGGCAAUGUCAGCACAUGUGUCGUCAUCGCUCGUAGUAAACACAUGCACACCGCCACCAACUACUAUCUGUUCAGCCUGGCUAUCUCGGACCUACUACUGCUGUUGUCUGGUCUACCACCAGAGAUGUAUCACAUUUGGUCCAACUACCCGUACGUGUUUGGCGAGACGUUCUGUGUGCUGACGGGGUUCGCCUCGGAAACCUCCACCAACGCGACUGUCCUCACCAUCACCGCCUUCACUGUAGAGCGAUACGUGGCCAUCUGCCAUCCCUUCCUGUCUCACACGGUCAGCAAACUGUCCAGAGCCGUCAAGUUCAUCAUGGCCAUCUGGAUCUUCUCGAUGCUCCUUGCUGUGCCUCAGGCUAUCCAGAUGGGCCUGGUCUACCUGAGAGACGAGGAUGGCCACAUAGUCAGUGAAGAGUACACCUCGUGCACCAUCAAACACUCCAUCAUCCCCUACUCCUUCUUCAUCUCCACCGUCCUGUUCUUCCUGACGCCGAUGACACUGAUCACCGUGUUGUACGUGCUGAUAGGAGUCCGUCUGCACAGCUCCAACCAGAUCACCCACGACAGCUCCCAGCGACGUCGCAGAACUCUGGUGGUUGACAAGGAGACCCAUGUCAUCGUGAGGGGCAGCCAACGCAACGGGCAGCACUCCAAGAGCACCAAGAGAGUAGUCAAAAUGCUAGUGGCAGUGGUAGUGGCUUUUUUCAUCUGCUGGGCACCAUUCCAAGUGCAGCGACUUUACGCCAUCUACGGGUUUGCGGGAGAAGACACCACAGCCACCGAGAUCCUCGUCUAUAAGAUCAUGACCUACGCCAGUGGCCUCCUGUAUUACCUCUCCACAACUAUAAAUCCCAUUCUCUACAACAUAAUGUCGCUCAAGUUCCGUCAAGCUUUCAAGAGCUCCCUGACCAAGUGCCUGGGUCGCGACCGCCUCCACAGGUCCGGGGAGUUGGCUAGCAGCGGAGGCGGUGGAGGUGGCAGUCUCGGCGCAGGUAGGUUCCACUUUGGUCGGUGUUCUUCCAGGAACCACAACAACAACAACAGCCUGAGCAGCGGCAACAGCAGCUACGUUGACCCCGGGACGGACCUCAGUAAGAGGCCACUCGUGGUGAGCUUCCGAAGAAGAAGUGUCAGAACCUCAACGAGCUCUCUACCACCGACCACCCAACCGGCACCUCCGUAUCUUCUGAACGUCCCAGAACUCAGUGUAAGCUCAGGGGACGACAGCCAGUGUCCUGUGCCGUGUCCUCGCCUCACCUCCACCCCUGUCCCCCGCAACCCCCGCAUAGAGGACAUCGAGAUCUUCCAGGAGUGCCAACUGAAGAUACAAAGGUCGGUUAAGCGACACAAGGACUCCAGCAAGUCCUGCUCUGUCAUCCGUCCUGAGAAGAGCAAGUUCCAUCCUGUCGACCAGGAUCCGCUCAGAUAUGUUCACAAGUCCUUUACUGUGCCGUGCUUGGUGCUCCACUGAAUAUAUAGUAACCACACACUUUUUCUUACGAAGAUUUCCCAUCUAUAUAAAC
Messenger RNA from Macrosteles quadrilineatus (aster leafhopper), 2021 nucleotides. RefSeq names its product pyrokinin-1 receptor-like. Gene Ontology annotation, biological process: neuropeptide signaling pathway. Bases 293 to 1969 code for a protein of 558 amino acids. The record is from RefSeq and is a predicted model, not a curated record. Gene Ontology annotation, cellular component: plasma membrane. NCBI's taxonomy places the organism in Eukaryota, Metazoa, Arthropoda, Insecta, Hemiptera, Cicadellidae. The transcript has 7 exons. Gene Ontology annotation, molecular function: neuromedin U receptor activity.